AUGAGACAAGGUUAUCGACUGGAUGUCCGCCAAUCUGUGGCCGCAGAAGACCGUCGGCCCCACCCUUCCCUCCCUGUACCUGGACAAGCGCCUCCCCAACGACAACGCGUAUGGCGUCAACCUCUUCACCCCGAUCACCACCUCCACCGUCUCCGUCGCCACCGCCACCCGCCCCGCUCCGUGGUCUACGUCUCCUUCGGCAGCAUGGCCGACCUCGACACGUCCCAAUUCGCCGAGCUCGCCCACGGCCUUGCCCUCGCCGACCACCCCUUCAUCUGGAUCGUCCGAUCUACCGAGCAGCACAAGCUCCCUCGGGAUCUAAUGGACUCGAUCCGCUCGGAGGAAGCUCUAAUCCUCCCGUGGUGCAAUCAACUGGAGGUCCUCGAGAGCGACGCGAUCGGAUGCUUUGUCACGCACUGCGGGCUCAACUCGGUGAUCGAGGCGGUCUGCCCGGGGGUCCCGAUGGUGGCGAUGCCGCAGUGGACGGACCAGCCGACGAACGCCAAGUUCGUGGAGGAUGUGUGGAGGGUUGGGGUCAGGGCUAGGGCCGACGAGUCGGGGGUUGUUGGGAGGGAGGAGGUGGAGAGGUGCGUGAGAGAGGUGGUGGGAGGAGGAGGGAGAGGGAGAGAGGUGACGGAGAGCGCGAGGAUGUGGAUGGAGACGGCGAAGGCGGUGAUGGCGGAAGGCGGGAGCUCGGAUCGGAACAUCGAUGAGUUUGUGGAGGAGCUUUUGAGUCGUGCAUCAAUCGAGUAG
Molecule: messenger RNA, 753 nt
Organism: Eucalyptus grandis
Lineage: Eukaryota; Viridiplantae; Streptophyta; Magnoliopsida; Myrtales; Myrtaceae
Product: indole-3-acetate beta-glucosyltransferase
Exons: 1
Coding region: 1-753 (250 amino acids)
Molecular function (GO): UDP-glycosyltransferase activity
Source: RefSeq, a predicted model, not a curated record